Symbiodinium natans is the source of this 951-nucleotide messenger RNA. NCBI's taxonomy places the organism in Eukaryota, Dinophyceae, Suessiales, Symbiodiniaceae. The record is from the annotation of a GenBank genome assembly.
AUGGCCUGCAAGUCGAACUCAGUGGUUCUUGAAUACAACAGCGCCAUAGUGGACCCAGCCGGUUUCACAGUCUACUGCCAACGGUACGAAGUGGCCUGGCGAUACCGGGCAUACUUUUGCCCAUACGUUGCAUAUAGCGCCGGAUGCUUCCGUGAUCUGUCAGCUUCUCAGAACGAAGCGGCAGCAUUGCCGGCAGGUGCCUAUGUCUUCGAAACGUCAUGCAUCACUGGCUUCAGUCCGCCCAACAACGGUCAAGAUUUUGCUUUGGAUGGCAGCCUCGUGAUCAACUUCAGCGAGGCCGUUGAGCCCGGUUCGGGCAACAUCGUCCUGACUCCUUUGAGCCUUGCCUCGCAGUACCGUUCCAUCCCCAUCCAGGAUGACUUGCAGGUCACAUUCGACUUGCUCAACACGUCCAUGACGAUCUCUCCGAAUGAUCCGCUGCUGGCAUCCGAAGUUGCACGAACCAACCUUUGUCCCAUAAAUGCGGUGACCUUGGACGACUGCAAGGGCCAGAUCUGGGACAUCACGCUGGCUUCUGGGGUCUUGCGCCGUGUCACGUCCACUCCAUUGCUGGCACAGCAGGACCUGCUGGAGCCGCUCCAGCCUGCCGGCUCCAAUGGUGAGACGUACCGUCUUGACGAAAGCGGCACGUCCUUUUGUCAGGCCUUCCCGGUGCCUCGUCUGCACGCGAACUCAGGCUUCCUGGACAGUACGGAGGCUGCCUUCAGCUCGGCGUUCGGUUAUGCUGAGAUGGAGGACACCGAACUGCCCAUCGUCAACGUCAUAACCAUGGGUGCGGCAGCGACCUCGGGGCGGGAAGAUGGAAUUGAUGUGAGCCUAACGCUGGACGAAGCCGGCACGGCCUUUUGCGUCGCUGUGCGCUCGGGCCUCCCGCAGCCCAGCCGCUUCAUGGUAGCAGCAGGACAGAUCCAGACAUGUGCAAGCACCUGA